Messenger RNA from Motacilla alba alba, 1503 nucleotides. RefSeq names its product polyunsaturated fatty acid lipoxygenase ALOX15B-like. NCBI's taxonomy places the organism in Eukaryota, Metazoa, Chordata, Aves, Passeriformes, Motacillidae. Gene Ontology annotation, molecular function: protein binding; iron ion binding; oxidoreductase activity, acting on single donors with incorporation of molecular oxygen, incorporation of two atoms of oxygen. The transcript has 13 exons. Bases 1 to 1503 code for a protein of 500 amino acids. Gene Ontology annotation, biological process: lipid oxidation; linoleic acid metabolic process. The record is from RefSeq and is a predicted model, not a curated record.
AUGUCCCCUGCGCAGGUGACAGAUGACAGUGUCCCCGUGUCCCCCGCGCAGGUGACAGAGUACCGUGUCCCUGUCCCCUGUCCCCUGGGCCGCCUGCUCCUGCUCCAGGUGCACAAGGGGCCCUGCGGGGGCCUCCCCGAGAGCGCCUGGUACCUGGAGAGCGUCACCGUGUGGGGACCGCGCGGGGACACCGCCGGGGACACGCCUGGGGACACGCCUGGGGACACGCCUGGGGACACCCCGGACACCUCCGACAGCGAGGACAGCGAUGGGGACAGCGAUGGGGACAGCGAUGGGGACAGCCCGGAGGAGGAGGAGGAGGAGGAGGAAGGUGACAGCGAGGAGGACGAGGGGACGGAGGAGGAGGAGGGGACAGGUGACCUCGAGGGGACAGGUGACACCGAGGGGACAGGUGACGCCGAGGAGGAGCUGGAGGAGCUGGAGGAGGAGGAGCCGGAGGACGGCGCAGGUGACAUCGGCACUGCCAGCGCAGGUGACCCCGAUGACGUCGCUCACCUGGGCCCCUUCCACUUCCCCUGCUACCGCUGGCUGGAGGGGUACGGCACCUGGGAGCUGCCCGAGGGCACAGCCACCACGCCGGCCAUGGAGCGACACCCGCGGCUGCAGCGGCAGCGCCGGCGACACCUGGCCCAGCAGCGGCGGCGCUACAGGCUGGCCCCGUUUGCCCCCGGCCUGCCCUGGGCGCUGCCCCUGGGGACGCCGCUGGACCCCGACCUGAGCUACUCGCUGGCCAAGGCCUCGGCCUUCUACCUGCGCGGGAGCGCCGCGAACCUGCAGGCCAAGCUCCGGGGCUUCCUGGCCCGGCCCAGCUCGUGGCCCAGCGUGGAGGCCAUGACGCGCGUGUUCCGCUGCUUCCACACGCCCGUCACCGAGUACGUGGUGCGGCACUGGCAGGAGGACGCGUUUUUCGGGGAGCAGUUCCUGAGCGGGGUGAACCCCGUCCUGCUGCGCCGCUGCCCCCGCCUGCCCCCCAACUUCCCGGUCACCGAGGCCAUGGUGGCACCCAGCCUGGGGGCUGGCACCUCCCUGCGACAGGAGAUGGAGGCAGGGAACGUGUACCUGGCCGAUUACGGGGUGCUGCGGGGGCUCCCCACGGCGCUCAUCGACGGCCGCCCCACCUUCGUGGCCGCCCCGCUGUGCCUGCUGCACCAGCGCCCCGACGGCGAGCUGCUGCCCCUCGCCAUCCAGCUGUCCCAGGAUCCCGGCCCCGAGGCGCCGGUGUUCGUGCCGCAGGACCCGCCGUGGCUCUGGGCGCUGGCCAAGGCCUGGCUGUCCCAGGAGCCCGGCCCCGAGUCGCCGAUGUUCGUACCCCAGGACCCGCCGUGGCUCUGGGCGCUGGCCAAGGCCUGGGUGCCUCUGUCCCAGGAUUCCGGCCCCGAGUCGCCGGUGUUCGUGCCGCAGGACCCGCCGUGGCUCUGGGCGCUGGCCAAGGCCUGGGUGCCCUGGGAGGAUUUGGGUCCCUCUGCAACCACGAAAACUUGA